Mycotypha africana is the source of this 1357-nucleotide messenger RNA. RefSeq lists its product as uncharacterized. The transcript has 5 exons. Lineage: Eukaryota; Fungi; Mucoromycota; Mucoromycetes; Mucorales; Mycotyphaceae. The record is from RefSeq and is a predicted model, not a curated record. The coding region runs from base 155 to 1207 and encodes 350 amino acids.
CCCUUUCUUCCAACUAAAAAGUAUCAGAUACUUUUAUAUACCACUAAACUCUUUAUUUUUGCGAAAGCCAUCGUUAUAAUGGUAACGAGUCAUGUUACGUAUGCUUGUCAAUGCUUAAACAUAAAAGUACAUCUUGCCAACAAGUAUUAUCUUGAUGGUCAUCAGAAGUUCCGAAAAGAGAACUUUAUUCGACUCAAUGAUUUGCCUAUUUCAGGAAUAUGCCAGUCUAAUACGAUCGACACGAAAUAGCAGCAAGCAUGGCGACUGGAUCACAUUUAGCUGUCAAAAUUGUAAUACGGGUGAUGUAUAUUCCAUCAAACAAUCAACUGAAGAAGAUGAAGAUGAACAGGAAAUGAGAAAGAAGUUCGACACCAUUCAUUGCCAUCGUUACAAGGAUCAAGAAGGUCAAAUUUCAACAAAACAAAAGACUACAAGCCCAUUAAGCGAUCUGGAUCAACCUAUUGUUAUUAUUCACACAGGAACGGUUUUUGGAGCAGAAAUUGACAGGAUCAAAGAGAAAUCCAACUUCUCUCAUACUUUUCAUAUUGUCUUGAAACCGGAUUUACCAGGCAGUCAAAUCUCAUUAGAAGAGCACAAUGGUGCUGAGGAAGACAGUGAAUUGAGAGCCCAGCAUCGCCAAAUACAACAUCUCUUAAAAGAAUCCUUAGUUGAUAUGGAAAUGGCUACCAAAAACCGCGUUGAGGCAUAUAAAGCCGAACAGGAGAUGCUUCUACGAAGAGCAAAAGAAAAAGCCAUGUAUGACGGUGCAAUUCUAUGGCAAACUAUUAAAGAAGCCACGAGGACAGUACGCGAUAAAGAACGUACACGGUAUUUAAGCCUAUCUCAACAGCAAUUCUUGAGUCAAAAGCUAAAGAAUAAUAAUAGUAUGAGUGAUUCCGCCUUAAUGAAUGUAUUGAAAGAGAAUAUGAUUCAGCAAUUGCCCUCACCAUCAUCCUCAAGACGAAGUUCGUUGGCAGCAUUAGGACGCCGGACAAGCCUAUUCAAUAUUGAUAGAGCUACAUCAACUUACAGUAAUGGUGUAACCAGUGGAGGUCCCCAAAAUACAACAAUGAUCAGACGGUCUAGUUGUAUUUUAAACGAAAGCACCAUCACGAAUAGUUUGAGAAGAGGAGAUGGAACAUCAGAUAUUACGAAGAUCGUCUCUUGCGCCAAUUUCAACUAUUCCCACCACUCCUACAACAUCUAAUUCUACGGCCAACAAUCCUCGUGAUAUUACUACCACUACUACGCAACCCUCAACAUACAUUUUUAACAAUGAUUUCGUACACCCUUUAGCUCAACAACCGAUAACUGCAGCGGAAAGAUUGGAACCACAACCAGAAUUAACGGAGCAGGA